Molecule: messenger RNA, 750 nt
Organism: Elaeis guineensis (African oil palm)
Lineage: Eukaryota; Viridiplantae; Streptophyta; Magnoliopsida; Arecales; Arecaceae
Source: RefSeq, a predicted model, not a curated record
AACCCUAAUUCCAUCCUCCUCUUUCUACCCAAAUCCCUCCUCUCCUCCCCGUCCCUCCUCCGCCUAACCCCUCCCAACUCCCUCCACCUCCGCCUCUCCAAAUCCCUCACUGUCUCCUCCUCCCUAGCCUCUCCCCCGCCGCCCCCCAUCCUACUCUCCAACUCAACCCGAACCCUCUCCUCCCUCCUCACCCUCGCCCUCUCUGUCUCCAAUGCCGCACCCACCAUGGUGGAGCUUGCCAAGAUCCGGAACUUCCAGGGGAUCCUUGCCUCUACCAUGGGCCCCCUCUUCUUCACCGCCCUCAAGGACCGGCCCAGUGGGUACCUCAAUACCCCGCUCACCAUAGUCGCCUCCAGCAUGGCCAAAUGGCUCGAUAUCUACUGCGGGGUUUUCAUGGUUAAGGUCCUUCUCAACUGGUUCCCCAACAUCGCCGGCAUAGCCGCCAUGCGGGCCCUCGGUGUCCACUCCAUCGGCCUCUUCCUCCACCUCGAGAAGGGCCUCCCCCUCGGCUCCAGCACCGCCAGCACAGCCACAGCCGCCGUUGCCAUCAACGGCCUCUUCAAUGAUCGCCUCUCUCCGAUGAGCUCGUCCUUGCUGGGCUCCACCCCUCAACCAUGCUUCCAUGCCUCCCUCAAUCCCAUUGCAAAUCCCACCACCGCCUCCACCUCCUUGUCAUCGUUAGCAACUGAGUUGAUGACUCAGGUUGGUAGGUCAAUCGAUGUCGAGAUCAACACCUUGGUCGAUUUUUGA